AUGGCGACCUCAACUGUCAGCAACAAAGGCGAAGACUGGUUGAAGAUCCAGCAGCUCGUAUUCAAAAACAACACCUACCUGGAUACGUUGUCUAGCAAGGGUCUCCUUUUAUUCCUCAUCGGAAUCGACCUCCACGACAUCCUCGACGGGAGGAAGGGAGAGUACCACGUGCUCCUAGCCCUCGCUCACGACAAGGACACAACGAAGGAGCUUUUCCAGAAUGCAGUGGUCAACGACGAGUUCGAGUUGAUAGCCUCUCUCAAGGAUUUGUUGAGAAAUGGCAAUAAUCUUGACGAGAACAAAUCGGUCUUGCAGGUUGGCUCCGCUGGCACUACAAUCCAUCUGCAUCUGCACGGUCUUCUGCACCCGGGCGCCGGUGAAGGAGUCGUACACGUUUCUUCAAAUGGUUUCGUUGCACACGAUGCGACCGACAUUCGAGCCGUAUUGCAGCAGCUAGGGUCGGAUUGGAACCUCCUCGAGGAUCCCGUGCCUUCAGAUCAUCCAGCCAUCAAGGACUUGGACAGUUUCCUGGAUUCUGAUCGGAAAAACGCCAUCCUGCGGUUUCUGUCGGCGCUACAGCACCUCAGCAACAUCACAGAGGCAGAAGACCUCCCCAUCCUAGUCGCCCUUGUGUUCACCGGCUUUGAGCAGCUUGAUCAAAGCCGCGCGCGCAGAAUGCACAACGAGGCGAAGAGGGUUCAGGCCCGGUCCGAACAAGUCUUUGUUGCGUUGUUGGAAACGUCCUCAGUCCCUCAACCUGCAGCAUUAGCAAUCCCUGGUGGAAAUUCUCCGAAAGACGGAAACGAUCAAUCGACUGCCAUCAGGUCUGGCAAAAAUCCGUCGAGCUAUCCGGCAGCCUACUUUGUGGACCUUCUGCUACUCCUCGAGAAUCAGCCUGCUAAUGCCAAUGUGAUUAUCCCCUUGCCACCAUUCGAUGGCUCAGGAUUCAACACAGGGAGCGUUUCCCAGGGUUCGAUCUUAAAGAAGCUCUUAAACCGACGGCCUGAUGUUGGAGACUUACUUGUCUCGUGCCGUAACACGAACGAGGUGGUGCCCUAUAUCGAUCUUAUGAACGAGGUUCUCGAGUCUGCGCUGCGCUGUUUGCAGACCAAUAAUAACAAGCUCGAGAAGAGCGGCAUGAGAACCCCAGCUCACAAUGCAGACGACGUCGAGAAAGAUACCCAGGAUAGUAGUGACUACGAUGCAGCAUAUUACCCUUUAGGGUCUAUUGAGUCCUCCUUAUCGGCAGACAAAGCAGCAUUGCUGUCUGACGCAGCCAAUGUCGACUGCGCUCUGUAUGGCAGCCUUAUUGUCUACAAGGUGGCACCCCCAUCUGUCUUUCUCUAUGACCAUUCUCAAGAUAGCCUGGAAAGAUAUGUUGCUGCUUCGAAGACCAACCUUCCCGAGAUGGCCUCUGUGUUUCAGCCUUUCGCAAAGUCAAAUGGCUCCAACAGGGUGGUUAUUGCCCGAGCAAGCGCGUCUCAAACACUGGGCAUGAGCCACGCAGACUUCUUGAGCCUGACCAUGGAGUCUUAUUUCGAUCUUCAGCCGGCGACAAUCGAAACGGGCAACCCAUUGCUGCAAGUCGACGAAUAUGGAAAGUUGUGUGGCCUUCUUCCCACCUGGCAUUACUGGGUAUACGAAGAUAAAGAUGCCGACGCGGGUGACGGGGAGUUUGACAUUCUGUAG
Messenger RNA from Colletotrichum gloeosporioides, 1689 nucleotides. RefSeq lists its product as uncharacterized. The record is from RefSeq and is a predicted model, not a curated record. The transcript is spliced from 4 exons. Lineage: Eukaryota; Fungi; Ascomycota; Sordariomycetes; Glomerellales; Glomerellaceae. The coding region runs from base 1 to 1689 and encodes 562 amino acids.